This is a messenger RNA of Microtus oregoni (creeping vole), 3568 nucleotides long. RefSeq names its product cholinergic receptor nicotinic alpha 3 subunit (gene Chrna3). NCBI's taxonomy places the organism in Eukaryota, Metazoa, Chordata, Mammalia, Rodentia, Cricetidae. Gene Ontology annotation, biological process: signal transduction; nervous system process; chemical synaptic transmission. Gene Ontology annotation, cellular component: postsynaptic membrane; synapse; neuron projection. Gene Ontology annotation, molecular function: acetylcholine-gated monoatomic cation-selective channel activity; transmembrane signaling receptor activity. Bases 771 to 2264 code for a protein of 497 amino acids. The transcript is spliced from 6 exons. The record is from RefSeq and is a predicted model, not a curated record.
AGCCAGAUGCUCGCUCGCUCUCUAUGCUUCACUUUCUUAUAAAAGUAUUUAUUUGCUAUACGGGGGAUCAAAACAUGGGCUUUUGCUAGGCAAGUCCUCUCCUGCUGAGCAGGAACCUCCAGCGUUGUUCUAUGUUUUAUUAAGGAGCAUUCCUAGCAUAGUCUAAAUAAAGAGAAAAAUAUAAGACCUCCCGUAUGUCAUCACCUGGCCAUGAUAACUCAUCGCCAAUAUUGUUUUGACUCCAACCCAUCUAUUUCCCCUUAACUAUAUGCUGUAUGUAUGUAUUAUACACACCAGUGUCAUACUGAAAAUAGUUACUUUAAGAACAUCAACUUCCACAGUCUCCUUUUGAGUUGCGCCAGAGCCAGCACCGCCUUGUGGUGGUCCCCCCAGCCGUCCUCGGAGCUGCACGUGCCCAGGAAGCCCUGGUCAGAGAUUUGGUCCUUUUAUCCUGCCUCGGUGACAGUGCCUGCUCUGGUCUGGUCCUUUGCCUAGCGGUUUCCAGAUCCAGGGCUGCUCAGGGCGAGGCAGGGACCCGACGCCCCUCCCACCUCGGCGGGUGCAGCUCCCGCCUCGGCCUCCCCGCCCCGCGGCAGCUCGCAGUGUUUAGCUGCCCGGGAUUCGUGCGUUUCGGGGGCUCAGGUGCACCGGAGCUCGGCUACCCGAAGCCGGGAAGAGCCCCGCGGUCCCUGCUGUCCCCGCGCCCGCAUAGCUGGGCGUCGGCGGUCAGCACCCGAGUGGAUCCCGCCCUGUCCGCGCGGUCUCCAGACAUGGACGCUGUACCGCUCUGGUCGCCUCUGUCAUUGCUGAUACUGCUGCUUCUGUCAGUGGCCAGUGCCUCAGAAGCGGAACACCGCCUGUUCCAGUACCUGUUCGAAGAUUACAACGAGAUCAUUCGGCCUGUGGCGAACGUGUCCCAUCCCGUUGUCAUCCAGUUUGAGGUGUCCAUGUCUCAGCUGGUGAAGGUGGAUGAAGUAAACCAGAUCAUGGAGACCAACCUGUGGCUGAAGCAAAUCUGGAACGACUAUAAGCUGAAAUGGAAGCCCUCUGACUACCAAGGGGUGGAGUUCAUACGCGUCCCCGCGGAGAAGAUCUGGAAACCAGACAUCGUGCUUUAUAACAACGCUGAUGGGGAUUUCCAGGUUGGCGAUAAGACCAAAGCUCUACUCAAGUAUACUGGAGAAGUGACUUGGAUCCCUCCAGCCAUCUUUAAGAGCUCAUGCAAAAUCGAUGUGACCUACUUCCCAUUUGACUACCAAAACUGCACCAUGAAGUUUGGCACCUGGUCCUAUGACAAGGCAAAGGUCGACCUGGUCCUCAUCGGCUCCUCCAUGAACCUCAAGGACUACUGGGAAAGUGGCGAGUGGGCCAUCAUCAAAGCCCCAGGCUACAAACACGAGAUCAAGUACAACUGCUGCGAGGAGAUCUACCAAGACAUCACCUACUCGCUGUACAUCCGCCGCCUGCCGCUGUUUUACACCAUCAACCUCAUCAUCCCCUGCCUGCUCAUCUCCUUCCUCACGGUGCUCGUCUUCUACCUGCCCUCCGACUGUGGCGAGAAGGUAACGCUCUGCAUCUCCGUGCUCCUCUCCCUGACCGUCUUCCUCCUAGUGAUCACCGAGACCAUCCCUUCCACCUCGCUGGUCAUCCCCCUGAUGGGGGAGUACCUCCUCUUCACGAUGAUCUUUGUCACCUUGUCCAUCGUCAUCACGGUCUUCGUGCUCAAUGUGCACUACAGGACUCCGACCACCCACACGAUGCCCACGUGGGUCAAGGCCGUGUUCCUAAACCUGCUCCCCAGGGUCAUGUUCAUGACGCGGCCAACCAGCAGCGAGGGAGAUGCUCAGAAGCCAAGGGCCUUCUACAGUGCUGAGCUCUCAAACCUGAACUGCUUCAACCGCGCAGACUCCAAAAGCUGCAAGGAAGGCUACCCAUGCCAAGACGGGGCAUGCAGCUACUGCCACCACCGUAGGGUGAAGAUCUCAAAUUUCAAUGCUAAUCUCACGAGAAGCUCCAGCUCUGAGUCUGUCGACGCCAUGUUGUCCCUCUCUGCUCUGUCACCAGAAAUGAAAGAGGCCAUCCAAAGUGUGAAGUAUAUCGCUGAAAACAUGAAAGCUCAGAAUGUAGCCAAAGAGAUUCAAGAUGACUGGAAGUAUGUUGCCAUGGUGAUUGACCGUAUCUUUCUCUGGGUUUUCAUCCUGGUGUGCAUAUUAGGGACAGCAGGACUAUUUCUACAGCCCUUGAUGGCCAGAGAUGACACAUAAAUCGUGAUCGGUGCUCCCCGAGGCUCGCAGGUGCUGAUGCAGGGCACCGUCUCCAUAGCACCACAUUUUACCCAGUCACCAGCUUUGGGUUUGCUAUCUCAAGGGUUAGUUACUCAACUCAUCUUGAUUUUUGGCAAAAAGAAAAAAAAAUGUAGAAGAAAAAUGUCUAGUUAUUUACUAUGGAUAAAUGAACACUUAACUAGCCUUGCUGGUAGAACAUGGCAGAAGACUCCUUUUCUUGUGGUUGAAAAUUAACUAGAUAGAAAAUCUUCCCAUUCACAAAUACUAAAUCCACUAGCUCAGUAUCUCUCUAGAUUUCCUCAUUUCUUUAGCCCAUAGUCUCCUUGAAAUUGUAGGCUAUUUCAGCAGUGCCCACACCGAUUCCUGCUUCUUACUGUCUCUCCAAGCCCAAGGGCUGGUCUUCCGUUUCAGUGUUUGUGUUGCUGUUAAACUGCACAGUAUUGCACCCUGAGGAUUGCACCCGCUCUCACCCUCAUUUGCUAAUAGGCUACCCUCAUCUUAUUCAAGUUGCUAAUUUAGGAGAGCAUCCUGUAGAGCCCUGCAUGGCUUUAAUCUCAGCACUCAGGAGGCAGAGACAGAGGCAGGUGAAUCUCUGUGAGAUUUGAGUUUUGAGGCCAGCCUGGUCUAGACAGUGAGUUCCCAGCUAGCAAGGGCUGCAUAGUGAAUGCUAUCUCAAAACAAGACAAAUCCCACAAACUGGACAAUUUAGACACAAAGAUUUUUCUCACAGUUUAGGAGCCUGAGAAGUCUAAGACCAAGGCUCCAGGAAGACUGUCUCGGGAGGAACCUUCCUCAUAAACGUACCUUCCAGUGUGUCUCCAAGUGGCUGAAAGGGCUGGAUUUUCUGGAGUCUUUUACAAGAGCACUAAGCCCACUCAUGAGGGUAGGACCCCAGAACUAAGAGCCUCCCAGAGAGCACUGCAUGGGAAGUUCACAUGUGAGCUGUAAGGAACCAUCCAGACCACAGGAGGAGCCGUCAGAGCAGGGCUUCACCACUUAGCACAAGGCUUUGGGUUCAGAGUUGUGCCAGGGACUUAGCAGCCCUGUGGCUUCUGCCCCUGGAGCCAAUAGCAAACCUCCCACCUUAGCAGUGGGGAUGCCUGGAAUGUAGAAGGGUGUCAUCAGAAUUGGUUCUGCUUAAGGAACUGAUUUGCACCAACUGAGUUUCCCGUAUUAACACUUCUGACUUGGAACCACAACUGGGAACAAUAAUUCACAGAGACCAUUGGAGUAGUCUCAUUAGCUGUGUUUUUUCUCUAUGCAAAAUAAAACCUGACCAUUUC